AAAAUGCGACUACUAAUACUAUUACUACUGACUAUCAGUUCCAUAUAUUGUGCCCUUGACACAGCGGCUGUCAUCGCAAUCCAGACAGAAAUCAACAAACAUAGUGCAGAUAUUGAAAUGAUUUUAGACCACGUAAAAAAUCUGAAUGCACGUGUAAGUGAUCUCGGUCGUCCUGGGCCACCUGGAACAAAUGGGUCACCAGGAUUCCCAGGGUCAAAAGGAGAGAAAGGAGAUCGGUCAGAGGAUGGAAUGAGCGGUAGAGAUGGAAUGCAAGGUAUCCCCGGAGUGAAAGGAGAUAUGGGACCGCUUGGACCAACUGGAAUGAAAGGAGAUAAAGGAUCUAUGGGUUUCCCUGGACAAAAAGGAGAGGGUGGAAACUCUGGAAUUCCUGGACUCAAGGGAGACACCGGUAUACCUGGAAAGGUUGGCGAACCUGGAUCAACUGGGCAGCCCGGCUCGAAAGGAGAAAAGGGAAUGGAAGGACUCCCAGGAACCAACGGUCUGCCCGGUGCUCCUGGAUGGCCAGGCAGUAAGGGUGAAGAUGGACUUCCGGGAAGACCAGGGUCGCCGGGAUUCCCUGGAAAGAAGGGAGACGUUGGAAAUGGAGGAGUCCCAGGAGUGCCUGGUAUGAUUGGAGAACGAGGAUUGCCCGGAGCACCGGGAGCACAGGGAAUGAUGGGACCAAUUGGACCACCCGGACAACUUGGACUCCCAGGACCGAAGGGUGAUCUUGGAUCUGCUGGACUUCCAGGAAGCAAAGGAGAAAUGGGAAAGGAUGGAAUUCCAGGUCUUCCAGGCUGGAUCGUGAACGACAAAGGCUACUGCAUCUUGGCGCUGGGCAACUGUCCCCCGGCUUUCACUCAGAUUGGAGCUUACCAGGCGCAUGUUGACAAUUAUCGCUUCGGCGACUAUUCACUGGUCAAGUCAUCCGGCAUCGGAGGAAACGAAGAACAAUUCGCGUUGAAAGUUCAUGCUUGCUGCCGAUAAUUACAGGCGGUUUGGUUUGGAAAUGCCAAAUAAUAAAUGCGAAAUAUAUGUUUAAAAAAAGAAUACUCGACACCUCAUCAUUUUUAUUUCUCUCGUAUACUUACACUUGCUACUACUCUUGAAUAAAUGUUUGUUUGGUUU
Messenger RNA from Caenorhabditis elegans, 1128 nucleotides. RefSeq lists its product as uncharacterized. The transcript is spliced from 7 exons. The coding region runs from base 4 to 987 and encodes 327 amino acids. The record is from RefSeq and is marked reviewed. Lineage: Eukaryota; Metazoa; Nematoda; Chromadorea; Rhabditida; Rhabditidae.